This is a messenger RNA of Myodes glareolus (Bank vole), 524 nucleotides long. RefSeq names its product WAP four-disulfide core domain 12 (gene Wfdc12). Gene Ontology annotation, molecular function: peptidase inhibitor activity. The record is from RefSeq and is a predicted model, not a curated record. Lineage: Eukaryota; Metazoa; Chordata; Mammalia; Rodentia; Cricetidae. Gene Ontology annotation, cellular component: extracellular region.
AGCCCUACCCAUUGCCACUCCCAGCAGAAACAAAAGAAAGCCAGCCCCAGUUCCAGCCCCAGUUCCAGCCUGUCUCAGCCUCAGUCUCAGCCACGCGCCAGCAUGCGUCCAGACAGCAUCUUGGUCCUUGCCGUGCUCCUCAUUACCUCUACUCUGGUAGCUGGAGAGAGAGUCAAAGGGGAGAAAGAAGGAGUUUGCCCACCGGACAAUGUACGCUGCAUCAGGGGAGAGCCACCCCAGUGUCAUAGAGACAGGAACUGUGAGGGUCCGGAGAAGUGCUGCUACUGGCGCUGUGGCUUCAAAUGUGUGCAGCCUGUGCAGGCAACAGAGGACAACGGAACCCUGGGGAGCGAGGUGUAAAACCUCCUAAGAAAGAACCUCAGAGAACCGCCUUGCCCUUCCACCACAUAAGGACACAGCAAGAAGGACAAAGACCAGAAACCAGGCCUUUCCAGACCUGGACUCUCCUGGCUUCCUGAACCUGGACUUCCCAGCCUCCAGAACUCUGAGAAAUAAAUGUUGUU